UAAUUUUUUUUCUCCCUAGUUGUACUACUAUAUUUCAUUCACAAUGUAGAAAAAAAUGGAAAGUCUAGUUCAUGGUUUCGUACCACUAUAUAAAUAUUGAAGAUGCCUAUAAAACGUCAUUGCUGCUGCAAUUUUUCACCAGAUAAACAACAAACAUAUAAAGUGAAAAGAAGAAAUUGUUCCAGAGAUUGCUACCUGAAGGACUGUAUGGUAUAGCAUCUGCAAGAUGUAUUUCAAUAUACCAAGCUUGCGGAAUGUUUUUGUUUUUCUUGUUAUAUUUCCUUAUUUAUCUCCUAAAGCCCCAUGGGUUCACAGAACUACCACGUCAAAUUCAAUUUGUUCUAAACUCGACUUCAUAACUGCAAGGGGUGGACUUUCAUUAAAUUUUAUUCCUAAUAUCAACUCAAUGAACAUAAGUAGGAGUAAAAACUUGGAAGUUUAUAGUGGUUUUGCGGACGGUUUGUACAAUGGACACGUGAAAGAUGUCACUCGCGAAGAAAAUAGACAUCAAAAACAGAGACAGGGUAGAAGGCGUGUGGCAAAGAAGAAGCUUCGAAGCAAUCGUAGACUGUUACCACUUAGACAAAUUAAACGAAACAAAAGCACUGUAAAACGCAUUCACACCGGAGAGCAAAAUCAAAAUAUAGCAAAACAAAAAAUCAUGCAAAAAGUUUUAGACGAGCUACAAUCGCACAGUCGUUAUCAAAACAGCGAAGAAACAUGUGCAACACGUUAUGCAAGAAAUAUCAUUUCUGACUCAAACGCAAAAUUUCAUCCUUACAAGACAUACGGCUCUCUGAUUGAUUCAUCGUUGACGAUAGACAGCAGAAAUCGACGUCAUGUCACCGGUAGCAUUAACGAAGCUCAAGAACCUUCAGUCGCUUACUUCACUGGGAAUACCCUGCUUCGACGAAAAGUUGACCUCAUAUCUGACCUUUUUACUGUGGAAUUGUGGGUAAAUCCAGAAGGCGGACAAAAGGACCCUGCAGUUAUUGUUGCUUGUUAUCGCACGAUGGAAGGAGGGCGUCUCGAAAGUGUGUGGAAUCUCGGAAUAAAAUCCAACGAUGAUGAAACAGUUUUCUAUUUUUCAUUAAUAAAAUCUACUGGAACGGUAACGGCAUACUCUCCGUAUGCUUACAAACCUGAAGAGUGGACUCAUUUCACCGUGAGUUCCGGCGAAGAUGGUACUAUCAGACUGUACGUGAACGGGGUGCAGGUGGGGGCUCGACACGAACCAGGAAGCGGCGAAUUAUCCAGACAAGGGGCGCAAUGUGAUACCCUGCUUUUGGGAGGAAAUGAGAAAAUGACUCACGGAUACAGAGGAAUGAUCGACCAACUCAAAAUUUUUUCCCAAAUUCGACCGCAGCAGGAUAUUACUCGAGACAUGUACAAUUUUGAAACUUCUCACCUCACCGAUAUCGUUCAAUUAAAGGAAGACUUUGAUAGUUUUCGACAUAGUUGGUUAUCAAUCGGAAGAAAUGAACCUAUCAUUUUGAAUAAAGAUAUUCCAUCUGAAGACCGCCGAUUACAUUUUCCGGAGGUGAGAGCACCACCCUGCGGACAAACUAUUUGUGACAAUCCUGAAAUCGUUCGCAGUUACGUCGACAACUGGACUUUACGUAAACCUAAAACAUUGCGAUAUAAUAUUGUCAAUAUAAACCAAGACGAUGGAAGCAAUCCCAUGUUUACAGUGGAUGACGUCAAACUUCAGAGUGCUGUACUUAGCGAAGUCUUCGAUCGUCACAACAUUACUUGGGUCCCGACCUUAGUUCACAUUAACAAUUCAAAAUUAAGAGGAAAAACAAUUGGAUGCGAACCUACGAAAAUUGGGAACCAACAAUGUAACGUGGAAUGUAUGCAUGCGAGACUUGGCUAUGAUGGAGGCGAUUGCGAUUUGAUAAAAAGCGUGUGCAGUCCAGAACAAAAAGGAGACGGACAUUGCGAUCCAGAAUGCAACAAAAUAUACCAUAGUUGGGAUUUGGGUGAUUGUUGCAUACCUAACAAUACAAACACUGAUGAUACCUGCUUCGAUCCAAAGUCUCCUCACAGAGGAUAUUUAUGUAUAACGGAAUACAAAGCUUUAGUUGGAGCUGACAAUGAAAAACAACUCAAUGUAUUGUUCGCAAACUGGACAAAUCCCAACUCUAUCGGCAUUUCCACAUUUCCCUGGGACAAAGAGGUUUUCACGUCACAAGGCGGAACAGUAGUUCAACUAAAACGAUACACAACACGAGAAGAAAUGUCAGGUUUAGUUCAUGAAUUAGGACAUAAUUUAGGAUUGUUGCACGUACACCAUGGAUCCCAUAACGUUGACUGUGAUGAUUCUUGUGCGGAAUUAAGAGCAUCAAUGAUAACAGGAGAUCUGUGUGAAGAUACAAAUCCAACACCAAUGAACAUGUACUGUGGUGAACCAAAUGGAUCUCAGGCUGUGUGUAGCAUCCAUAAUUUUACGAUGACGCCUUAUACCAACUUUAUGAGUUAUGCCGAUGGUUCGUGCCAAGAUAAUUUUACUCCUCAACAAAGAGGAAGAAUGCAUUGCUACAUAGAUUUGGUAUACGGUGAAUGGAGAACUGAGCAUGUUAUUUCCCCGAUACCAAUACCCCCGAAAAUAGUCUCAGCUUCUGCUUCAGACAGAACUGUUGUUAUAUCAUGGGCGCCCCCAAUAGAUGGAAGAUUAGUUGGAAACGACCGGAAAUGCGAUUCACGAUGUUUAUCAGAUAAAAUGUUGAGACAAUAUGGAUUUAAUGCAAGCUCAUCAGAGGAUAUGUCCCUACACAGACGAUGGUCUGCAGAACAAGCUACGGGACCACCCGAUCAGGAAGCUUGUACAUUACGGGGAAUGCAUUUUUGGAUGCCACCUGACACCACUACACUAGACGAUGAUUGUGGAGCAAGAUGUUCUCUCGAAGUUGAUUUUAAAGAAUCGGUAAUACCGUCAACAAUACGCAUAUGGGUAACGUUUGGCACUGAAGAUGGAGAUGGAAUAAAGAGCAUAGAGCUUAUUCAUCACGAAGAUAAUACUGUAACGACAAUUACGGAUUUGACAGCGACUUGUGACACACCGUUAAGCGUACAUGUACAAACUAACAAACCGACUCGAAAAAUUCGCAUCAAUGUCAAUUACCCAUAUACUGCUGUGGACGCCGUAGAACUAAUAUCGAAAAAAGAAAACAACUUAUGUGCUGGAUGCAGGAGAAUAAAAUACAAAAUUCAUCGAGAUCCACCAUUUCCAAAUGAACUCACGAUGACGACAGAACAGCUCCACCACGUGGACAAGUCAUGUGAAGAUGGCGUGACAUACUUGUACUCUAUUCAACCCAUCCUACUUCCACAUUACGGUGAAAUAAGUCCUCCGGUAAAGUUCCGUCUUGGGCAAACUUUUUGUGGAGAUGGUAUUGUUCAGGAGCUUAAUUCGAAUGAAGAAUCCGAAGAAUGCGAUGAUAGUAACAUGGAAAAUGAAGAUGGAUGUAAUUCAUUCUGCCAGAUUGAACAUGGAUUUUAUUGCAAAGGAGAACCAAGCAUUUGUUACUGGUACGAUGAAGAUGGAAUUUGCGAAGAAUUCGAAGAGCCAAACUCCAUUGACUGUAAAAUCGAAGCUACAAAGUUAUAUCUACAGCAAUGGGCAGUCGAUGCAACUUCUUCGUCUGCUGCAUUAGAAGCGCAUUACCUUUUCUCUAAUAUGGGGGUUUGUUCCAGCAGUACAUCGGUAACUGGCCCUCCAGAUUCUGCAUGUGGUAGCCAGAAUGGAGUCUGGUCGCCUUGUGUUAAACACGGAUUGUCUGUAGAUGCUGAUGGACAUUGGAUAAAAGUAGUUUAUCGGAUUCCCGUUAUUCCAUCAACCGUUACAAUUUACACAAAUUCGAGAGAAGACGAAACUCGACAAGAAGAAUUUACACUUUUACUACCAUAUGGAGAAGAAAUAUCUUCCGGGUCGACUACAAUAUACUGCUUACAAAACCAGAUUGAAAUUGAAAUUCCUGACAAACAAAAUCCCCAAAAAAUCAAAGACUUCAUUUUAAAAUUCAGUUCCGACAACGUAACGAUUGACGCAAUUUCUCUGAGCUCCAUGCGAAAUCAUGAAGAAUUACCAGCACAAAUUCCUGUAUUAUCGGAAUGUCGAUUGGACUUAAAUUUUGUAAAUUUUAAUGUGACGUGUCAUACUGAAACUGGGCUUUCUGUGGAUGCCUCUGCUGGGAAUACUUUGCCAAACAAAACUAUCUGCGAUGUCGUCUGCAAUCCAGGGCACAUACCAAGGUCUAUUCAAAGGGUAAGAUGUCGAAAUGGAGCAUGGGACUCAAGUGUCAAAUGUAUACCGAUAUCAUGUGGACCGCCUUCGCAUGUCCAAUUUGCAUCGUUUUCAUGUCAAAAUGGACAUAAAUUGAACGCGAUUUGCAAUUUCACCUGUUGGAGACAAGCACGGUUGUUUGGAUCUGAUAACAAGUUCCAAUGUCAAAAUGAUGGUACGUGGUCGACACCAUCAGCAUAUUGUGAACCUAUGUGCGGGGCUCCACCUAACAUAGGAUUUGCAACUGCUGGUUGUGAUACAUUGUCAAAACGAGCAUCAAGGCCUGGAGAAACAUGCAAAUAUCGAUGCAAAAACGGUUACCAUGUCACACAACAACCGUUGUUGAGGAGAACUUUCCGACUUACUUGUGGUUCAAAUGGUGUAUGGGAAGGUCCAGGAUGUCAGCCUGCACUUUGUCCACCAGUUCCCCAAAUAUAUAAAGGACUUUACAAAUGCACGCAAGGAUUUGUGUAUGGAAGUGAAUGUACUAUGUCAUGUAACCCUUCGGAGUCAGCGACUAUGGCAUCAAUACGUUGUGACAGUAAUGGCAAAUGGAAUGCAAGUUUUCCAAUGUGUGCUAAUAUUAAUACAACAUGUCAAUUUCCACUCGCUCCUCCUGGUAUUGAGAUCGCAUGUGACGGAUACAAUACGGGUCAGACAUGUCGAGCAAGAUGCGUUUUGAAGGACGGUCUUCCAGCUUUCGAUAUUGUUGCUAUGAACGAUAAAUCAGUAUUACCAGAACCCAACAGAAAAAGCAAAUUAUUGGUGUGUCUUGGAGAUAGCUGGUUCCCAAAACCAGAUCAACUUUACUGUGUCGAUGAAUGUGACGCCCAAUUUAUUGGCGAUAGAUGGUGUGACAAGAAUAACAACAGAGAAUAUUGUGGAUGGGAUGGUGGUGAUUGCUGUGCCAGUACAGCAAAAGGAAAACGGUCAACAUGUGCACACGAAUGCGACUGCAAAGAUCCAAACGCCGAAGAGAAUAAUCCAGUAAUUGCAAUCCUAGCAGGAAAGCAAACAGAACUUGACAUGAGAAAUCAAGUUGAACAAUUCCGCGCUUCUGAUAGUGGAAAUAUUAAAAUCAAGGCUAGAGGGAGCAAAGGCAGAAGCAGUGUAUCAGGUAGAGUUGGUAGCUUUGACAUGGCUCGGAGAAAGAGAAAAAACAGAAGGCGUGAGAAACUUGAGUCUAGUCCUUAUUUCGAUGGAAGGUCAGCCAGAAGAAAAUACAGAAAUAAAUCAAAAAGAAUGAAUGCAGCUUCGCGAAAACUGCGUCGGGAACGAAAAAGGUCAAGGGGGAAGCGUAUCAGAGGUUGAAAAGAUAUAAAUAUUUCCUGCAGGCAGCGCCGGAAUUCACUUUGAUCGCGCAGUCGAGUCAUAUGCGCAGUGUGAUACUUCAAGAAGCAAUGCGAUUUUUAUAUAGCCUUCAAAUUUAUUCUUCAAGCUGAGUGUGUCGUGAAGCCAUAACUGAUUUGCGCUUUGUACUAUUAUUGCUUGCCACAGUAAUGCUUGCCAUUUGAGAGAACAAUGCGAUUGAUGUUUUAUAACAUUUUUAGAUAUUUCUGUGUCUAUAUAUUAUAUAAAUCAUAUAAUACA
Molecule: messenger RNA, 5875 nt
Organism: Styela clava
Lineage: Eukaryota; Metazoa; Chordata; Ascidiacea; Stolidobranchia; Styelidae
Product: pappalysin-1-like
Biological process (GO): cell surface receptor signaling pathway; proteolysis
Molecular function (GO): metalloendopeptidase activity
Source: RefSeq, a predicted model, not a curated record